CGAGCGGGGCGCGGUCGCCGUCAGUCGUCACGGAGUGGAGCUGGUGCUUGUCAUCCGGCCGCCAUUAUCUCAUACAAUUUCAUAAAAUCAAUUAAAGUUUUCGCUGUCUUUACGCGUUCGAGUGUCGUGUGUAUUACGGAUUCGUGAAAGUUGCGAGGUUCAGACCAUCCACACAAGUGUUCUGUUUCGGGCUGCAACAGUGAUCAGUGAUACGGUUAGGUUACUGUGUUGAGUGGUAACGUCGUGUAGGGUGGCUCCGGUUACUGUUAGGCCGGGGCGCAGGACGCGGCCGGAGCGUAUGCAGAGGGAGCGGUGAGAGCGCGCCCGGCUCGGGAGUCGGGGCGGACGGCGGCGAGGGCACGGGGACAGCUGCCGACAUGGGGUGCACUCAGUCGGCCGAAGAGCGCGCAGCGGCUGCCCGAAGCCGACAGAUCGAGAGGAACUUGAAAGAGGAUGGCAUCCAGGCGUCGAAGGAUAUAAAGUUAUUGCUGCUAGGUGCCGGCGAGUCGGGGAAGAGUACGAUAGUUAAACAAAUGAAAAUUAUCCACGAAAGUGGCUUCACAAAUGAAGACUUCAAACAGUAUCGGCCUGUGGUGUACAGCAACACGAUUCAGUCCCUGGUGGCGAUCCUGCGCGCCAUGCCUAACUUGGGUAUCACAUAUGGAAACAAAGAUCGCGAGAGCGACGGUAAAAUGGUGUUCGACGUAAUCCAACGGAUGGAGGAUACGGAACCAUUCAGUGAGGAGUUGCUUGCGGCGAUGAAGAGGCUGUGGGCGGACGCGGGCGUGCAAGAGUGCUUCGGCCGUUCCAACGAGUACCAGCUCAACGACUCUGCUAAAUAUUUCCUGGACGAUCUCGACCGGUUAGGUGCCAGAGAUUACCAGCCCACCGAGCAAGAUAUUUUAAGAACUAGAGUCAAAACCACUGGCAUUGUCGAAGUGCACUUCUCCUUCAAAAACCUUAAUUUCAAAUUAUUCGACGUAGGUGGGCAGCGGUCGGAGAGAAAGAAAUGGAUCCACUGUUUCGAAGACGUGACCGCGAUCAUCUUCUGCGUCGCCAUGUCCGAGUACGACCAAGUGUUGCACGAGGACGAGACAACGAACCGUAUGCAGGAGAGUCUGAAGCUGUUUGACUCCAUCUGCAACAACAAAUGGUUCACGGACACCAGCAUCAUCCUGUUCCUCAACAAGAAGGAUCUGUUUGAGGAGAAGAUACGCAAGUCCCCGCUCACCAUAUGCUUCCCUGAGUACACAGGUGCGCAAGAGUACGGCGAGGCGGCCGCGUAUAUCCAAGCGCAGUUCGAGGCCAAAAACAAAUCCACCACUAAGGAGAUCUACUGCCACAUGACGUGCGCUACCGACACCAACAACAUCCAGUUCGUGUUCGACGCCGUCACCGACGUCAUCAUCGCCAACAACCUGCGCGGCUGCGGCCUCUACUAGACACCCACCCACACCCACCCUACACCCAUACACCCUCGCAGGGUGCGGCGAGGCGGCCGCGUACAGGCAACGAUUCCAACCAAGGAGAACAACUUGUACAGCUGCAGCCUCUAUUACAUACACUUUCACACCCUAGCGUGGUUGCGUCUACACCCAACACAAGCAAGGCUUGUAGGUACUCUAUCUCGCUUACUCAUAGGCAACGGCUUAUAAGUAGAGAUGGGUGAAGUCACUUAGUGAAAUUGUUUUCUUUACAGUGAUUUUACAGGCGAUUUUUCAUGGAAAGUGAUUUUUCAAUCUUUGCACUUACAAUCACGUAUCAUUUGCUUCAUCAAUUUAACUAGAAAUUAUGAUCAAAAUCAAUAGCACUGAUAUUUCACCAGUGGUUUUUUACGGAAAGUGAAUUUUUGUAUUUUUCAUUGUAAGUGUGAAAAUUCGCUUUCCAUGAAACUAGCGAACGAUUAAUUUUUCUGCUUGCUUUUACGCAGCGAUGUGAGUGUUCUCGCUCGCGCGCUCUUAGCUCCGGUCGAUGACCAUGCGUGCGCAAAUUUUAGAGAGUAAAGCAGGCAACUUGUAAGGUGCAAGUGUUACAUAUGAAAAUGCUAUUCACGCUAAAUGAUCCAUGUCUACCAAUAAGUUGUCUGCACCACAACCUACUUCUUACUGUCUCUGUGCCGUUUCUUCAUUGUUGAGGGUCGUCACGCCUUCCCAUUAAUCACGCAAUGGUAGGGGUUUUUUGGGAUAAUGUUAUAUACUAAAGUGACUUAAAGUGUAUGGGAUUGAUCGGCAAAUAAUUUAAUUAUACAGCCUCUGUUAAAAUAUAGAAGGCUCUGGGCUGUUCAUUAACAAUCAGUACUUUUAACUUUGCCAUUAUAAUAGGGUGUAUACACAUCUUUGAAACAAGAUGAUGCUGAGAAAAGAUGAUUCCUUCAAUCUAAUCAAUUUUAAUUACAAUACAUGUUAUGGUUUGUAAGAAGCAACAACGUUAGGGUGUAUUGAAGUAACCAAAAAAGUUCUGAUUUUCACAUCAUUUGUAUGAGAUUAAUAACUGCCGAUUGUUUCAUUCAAUAAUAAUAAUUAAUAAUCUUUAUUAUUAUUGGACUAACUAGUAUUACUUAAUCUAGCCAAUGGUAAAGAAUUUACCAUUGCUUUAAAAGGUUGAUUCAUAAUCAGGCGAUUGUAUAGUUUUUAUAGCAGAAUAUGUUUUUUUUUUAAAUCUUAAUAUUGAAGUAGAUAGACUUGUUUUUGCAGUUUCUCAUUCAAAUGAGUGCAUUGAAAAAUCGUAAUUUUUAUGAUUAUUAUUCAUUAUCCAACAUCCAUUCGUCGAAUUCUUUUACAAUACUUUUUAUACACAAAUUAAAAAAACAGUAGUAAAAUGUUAAUUAAAUAAAUUGUUAUUGAAUUAUAUUGUGGUGUUAUGAAAAGCAAUAUAUCUUUCAACGCGUACUCCACCCGAGUACUGAAAUGUAUCUUAAAAUUUAAGAUAAUCUUAGGCCGCAAUUACAUCUGUAAGUUUUACUCGUGCAAGUAGCUUACAUAAUUAACUUACGACAAACUGACUAAUGUAAACACUCUUAUAAGUACUUUCACCUUAGUUUUUUUGCCAAAUUAUCAUGUAAGUUACUUACGUGAGUAAAACUUACAGCUGAAUUCGCCGCCUUACAUUUAUUUGACAGUACUCGACGGUUACUCUGUACCAUGUAAAUAAAGACGUAUAGUAAAAGAAAUUGACGUACUAAAGAGCUAAUAUUGUCUUAUUAAUUAUGUAAUAACAAUGUCGCCUCCAAACAAAGCGGAACACGAACUCAAUUAACCGUUUUUAUGAGAGGAGUUUCAAUACUAGUUAAUAAUAAAAGGUUGUUUUAUAUGUACAGACAUAAAACCUUGAUUCUUCUGUGUAUACUUGGAAAUAUUUCUGAAAAUGGUGCCCAUUUGAGGCGUGUGAAAUUAGUAUUACGGUUCUGUAUGCAUACACCAAUCUGGGUUUUAAUCCUUAGUCUUUUGAUUUGAUGAAAAACUAUAAAUAUAACAAAGUAAUAAUGUGUGUUGUUGGUUGGAAAUAUGGAGACACUCCACUCCAAUACAAUGGUUUUUCGCCGCAAAUCAUAAUACUUAACCACCCAGAGGUCCAUACUGACAAAAAUGAGCACUUGUGCACAUUAUAAUUUUCGCCAAACAGGAGACGCCCAACUCAAAUUUUUGAUAAUGAAAUAAAAAAAUUCACUCAAUAGAAAUAGAAAGAUCAUUAUUAAAAUAAACUUUUACAAGUGCUUUUGAAUGUCAAUCUAAUCAAUCUAACUUUGGAAUACCUUUUCUACCAAGAAGAACCAGCAAGAAACUAGGGAGAUAUAUCAUCUGCAAUUCUGUACAUAUAAAAUAACCUAAAUAACUCGUUUCUUAGAAUGUAAGUAUUGUCAGUCAUAUUUUGAAGUAAUUCGCUGCAUUUUUAUAAUUUAGCCUCAUUCGCUAUGUUUGGACUCGACGUGAAAUGGUACCAUUGGAUGACUCUUUCAUAUUUAUCAUAGGAUGUAUUUUGGUGGUCGUACAGCAUUUCUUCCCACUCCGCUGCUCUUGUAACAAAUAACAGAAUAUACUCACAACCGCCAUUGAUAUAUGAAACACAAGAUAUGCAGUCUUGAACUUGAGUGAAGAUGUGUCUGAAAACAUUGCGUUAAUAUUAAAGAUUAACACACAUUUCAUGAAAUAUUCAAUUUAAUUUAGAUUUGCAACAAAAUCAUAUUAAUUACAAUUAAACACUUAGGCAGAGAUCUAUAGCGCGUACCUUGAGUCUCAGUUAAAACGAGACAGAUUUAUGUGAGCCAUAUAAAACUCUCGUUUAAACAGUGUCUCAAGUCUGAGCAAAAUCAAAGUUUGCGCUAUAGAUCUCAGCCUUAGUUGGCACUAAGGAACUUGAAUCUUUUUAUAACUACUUUACAAUUUCAAUUUUGAUUUCUGUGGACACAUUUUUUGGUUUUCUAUAUCAACGGCCACAGCAUAUCAAUGUCACUUCUAUGCAGAGUGGUGGGAGCAUUGUAUGUAUUAUAUUUAAUGAGAAGUAAGCUUUUUCGAUAUACCUGUGGGCUUAUUCUGUAAGGUUUUGACGUUUAUCGAUUCACAGUUGCUACUCAGUCGCCACCUGUCCAACCCCCACACAAAUCUGUUGUGUCGCCGGCAGCGAUCGCUUGUCAACAUGAUAGCAGACCCAAAAUUUGACUAUUACAUUGUAAUAAUCGCAAUAAGUCUUAUUGAUUGGCUAAAAUGCAUGUUGCACAAUUGGAGCAAUAAUGCCACCAUAAAAGCCGAUUAUAAAGCUUGCGAUUGUUACAAUAUGAUAAUUACAACUUAGAGCUGACCCUCCUGUCGUAUUGACAGUUUUGUAUUAAAUGACAGGUCGCGACAGUUGCGCGAGGAUCGCUAAAUGUCAAAAUAAAGUUGUAACUUAAAUUAUAAGUCCUCUGAUGUGCAAUCAAGCUUCGGGCGUUCUAUGUUACGUGCUGUAAAACCGGUGUGCAACUAGAUCCAACGGUGUAUCCUCCACUGUAUUAUAAAGCAUAGUUAUUGUACUUUGUAGUUUAAACGUCGCGUCAAAGUUUAUGGCCGGUCUGAAGUUAGUGCGAAACACUGCA
Messenger RNA from Maniola jurtina (meadow brown), 5068 nucleotides. RefSeq names its product guanine nucleotide-binding protein G(o) subunit alpha (gene Galphao). The transcript is spliced from 8 exons. Gene Ontology annotation, biological process: adenylate cyclase-modulating G protein-coupled receptor signaling pathway. Gene Ontology annotation, cellular component: heterotrimeric G-protein complex. Gene Ontology annotation, molecular function: G protein-coupled receptor binding; G-protein beta/gamma-subunit complex binding; GTP binding. Lineage: Eukaryota; Metazoa; Arthropoda; Insecta; Lepidoptera; Nymphalidae. The coding region runs from base 378 to 1442 and encodes 354 amino acids. The record is from RefSeq and is a predicted model, not a curated record.